Rubroshorea leprosula is the source of this 1337-nucleotide messenger RNA. The record is from the annotation of a GenBank genome assembly. NCBI's taxonomy places the organism in Eukaryota, Viridiplantae, Streptophyta, Magnoliopsida, Malvales, Dipterocarpaceae.
AAGAAAAGGAAGCUAAAGAAAGGGAAUGCAAUAUUUGUCAUGAUGAAGUUAAUGUGGAAUAUGGGAGUUACUGUUGUUCAAAGUGCAACUAUUUUGCUCAUGUAAAUUGCGCAAUUGAUGAAGAUCUUUUGGAAGAAGAAGAAGAAGAAGAAGAGUCUAAACUAUCAGCAUCAGAUGACUCGACUGGUGAUGUUUCUUGUGCUUUUACGGUAAUCAAACCCGGAAAGAUAAAACAUUUUGCCCACGAACACAACUUAAUAUUCAAUGAUCGUGGGGUUAAGGAUGGCCAAAGUUGUGAAGGCUGCUUGCGUCCCAUCGCUACUUCAUUUUAUUAUUGUGAGGACUGUGACUUCUUUAUCCACGAGGGCUGUGCUAAGUUAUUGAAGAAGGUACGUCACUGGGCCAGCAAGCAUUCAAUGGAACUCUUUUUCUAUCUCUUUUUUGAAUGUUCCUAUUGCUGGUUUUGGAAUAGUGGGUUUGGCUACAAAUGUGAUAAAUCUAACAGGACAAUGUGCAUUCGGUGUCAUGAAAUUCCGGACACCUGUACUGUUGAAAGACAUGAGCACCCCCUUUUCUUUGACCACAAAUACGGGGGGACUUGUUGUGGUUGUGGUAUUGAAUUUAUGCGUGGUCUUAAUUAUAUGGGUGGUUUUAGAUGCAAGGACAAGAAAUGCAAAUUUGCCAUAGAUUACAGGUGCCUUGUGUCGCCUAACACAGCCCAGUAUAAAUAUGAUAACCAUCCUCUCAGGCUUACUUUCAGUGAUGAUCAUCAUUGGAGCCAACGUUAUUGUGACAUAUGUGAAGGAGACAGAGACCCGAAUCAUUGGUUUUAUCAUUGUGCUGGUUGUGAUGCUUCGGCUCAUCCUAAUUGCGCGCAUCGGGGAUCUCCGUAUGUCAAGCUCGGUAAACCAUUCAGGUUUGGUCUUCAUUAUCAACAUCCUGUCACUUUUGUGAAGAUAGAUUUCAAUCCUCCUAAAUGCAACCAGUGUGAUGAGCCUUGUAGGGAUGAGCUAGCCAUUCAAUGCACAGAGUCAGAUUGCAACUACGUAGUCCACCAGAAAUGUUUAUACUUUUGGGAUCUCCUACAUUCAGAUCUCUAAGGAGGUGAGACUGGUAUAUUGUUGUCAUGAUAUUAAUAGGAUAUCUCCUUUUCAGUUCUUUCUUUUUUAACUAAUUUUGAGUAUGUCGUUUCUAUUUGGGGAUGUGUUUGGACUAGUGUCUAGUACAUAUAUUUGUUGAAGGUAAAUAUUGGAUAUGACUAUUUGUUGAAGUUUAAAUGUAACGAUUUAGUUGUCUGGGUGUUUGUGUUAUGAACACAAAAAAUGGAUAUUUCCUUC